AUGGUUCACAAAGUGCUCUUCUGGAGCGGCUUCGGCAUUGCCGUCCGCCUCUGGCAACUCGGUAUCGAGAUGCGUCCGAUCCUCGCCAAGGAAUCCCUCUGGGUCUACCCUCUUUUUGCUGGCGUUGGUGGAAGCUUUGGCUACUGGCUCCAGGGUGUUGAGAGCAGACAAUUGAAGAUGCUUGCACAGCGCCGCGAGGCCAUUCUCGAGAAGCGUCGGCGGCGGGAUGAGAAACCUGAGGGUGGUGUCUUGGCUGCUGCAUCAUAA
Penicillium griseofulvum is the source of this 267-nucleotide messenger RNA. Its product is annotated as putative NADH-ubiquinone oxidoreductase 14 kDa subunit. The coding region runs from base 1 to 267 and encodes 88 amino acids. The record is from RefSeq and is a predicted model, not a curated record. The transcript is spliced from 2 exons. Lineage: Eukaryota; Fungi; Ascomycota; Eurotiomycetes; Eurotiales; Aspergillaceae.